GCUAAUUGCCAACAAGUAAGGUUAAGGACUACUUAUAGUCCGCUGUUCCUCACAUCGCAAAAUGCUGACGCGUCAAUGCCUCGGGCAACCCGUCGGGCGCCGGCCGGCUCCCUUCACUCCCGUAGUCAUCGGCCGUAGGAAUGUAGUUAGUCGUGUUGGGCAAAAUCCGAUGUCAAAUCCGCAGAUGCAGGAGAUGAUGAAAAAGGCCAUGUCGGACCCCAAUUUCCAGAAGCAAAUGCAGCAAAUGCAGGAGAUGAUGAAACGGCCGGAGAUGCAGCAGCAGAUGGCUCAGAUGCAGGCUGUCAUGCAGAACCAGCAGCUGCAACAGCGCAUGCAGACGCUGAAGAAUGACCCCGAGUUUGCCGAGAUCUUUGCUGAGAUCCAAAAGGGCGGCAUGCAGGCCCUCAUGAAGUACUACAACGACCCCACCUUCCUCUCCAAGCUCGGGGAGAAGCUGGGAGACGUGGCACCAGGCGGUGCUGUGGCGCCAGCGGGCCCAGCAGCAGCGGCGGCAGCAGCAGCAGCAGCGUCACCUUUGGCGGGUGGCGCAGCAGCAGGGGCUGGGGCACCGCCACCGGCUCCGGAGGUCAACAACAUCCGGGAUGCCGCCAAGUACGGUGACGAGGAGGCGGUGGAGGACUUCAUCGCCAUUGGGAAGGACCUCAACGAGGCCGAUGCGCAGGGCCGGACCGCGCUGCACUACGCGGUUGCGUACGACCAUGCGGUGAUUGCCAAGAUGCUGAUAGACGAGGGCGUUAACCUCGAGGCGAGGGACAGCAUGAAGAACACCCCGCUGCAUUACGCCUGCGGGUACGGGCGAAUCGAGCUAGCGCACAUGCUGUUGGACGCCGGCGCUGACAAGACCGCGCAGAACAACACGGGGAAAACACCCAUUGACCUGGCCAAGCUGGACGGGCGCAACCCUGUCAAUGCAGACGAGGAGCUUGUGAAGCGACUAUCUCUAUAGACGGUCGCUCACGAGGGGGCAUUACGUUAGCACUGUGCCUGAUGGGUGCAGCAAACAGCGAACAUUGGUCGAGAUCGGUUUACAGCCCCUCGACGGGAUUUUGAUGUGGAACAAGUUUUACAUUAUAUUGUGUCUUAAGGUUAGGCAGCGACCUUCGAGAACUUGACCCUGUCGAAUCUCUCCUGUCUCCUGAUGGUUGAACCCGCACGGCCGAGAAGCAUCGUGAGAAAUACGGCAAAUGCACUUCUUGGCUAAACGCUUGUAACCGUUGCUGUAAGAUGAUGUAUAUAGUUAUCUAUCUUUCUAGAGGAAACCCGCUACUACCCAUCGUCUUAGAAGAACACACAAGGCAGGAUGUUCGGCGGCUUCCCCUUCGGGGGCAUGGGUGGCAUGCCUGGCUUCGGCGAGAUGCCGUCUCGCGGGCCUCAGAAGAAGGUCAACAAUUCUCGUUACUAUGAGCUGCUGGGCGUCAGCAAGGAUGCGACUGUAGAUGAGAUCAAGAAGGCGCACAGGAAGCUGGCCCUCAAGCUGCACCCCGACAAGGGUGGCGACCCGGACAAGUUCAAGGAGAUUAACGAGGCGCACGAUGUACUUAAGGACCCCAAGAAGAGGGAAAUCUACGACCAGUAUGGUGAGGACGCCAUCAAGGAGGGCAUGGGCAGCGGCGGUGGCGGUGGCGGUAUGUCCGAUAUCUUCGAGCAGAUGUUCGGGAUGGGUGGUGGCCGUGGCAGGGGGCAACGCGAGCGGAAGAGCGAGGAUGUGGUGCACAAGCUGCAGGUGUCUCUCGAGGAUUUGUAUAGCGGGGGCACCAAGAAGCUGUCCCUGUCGCGCCAGCUGCCCUGCGACCCGUGCCGCGGCAGCGGCUCCAAGACGGGCAAGCGCUAUGAGUGCCAGACUUGCCAAGGCACAGGCGUGCAGGUGCAGCUACGACCGCUGGGCCCGGGCAUGAUGCAGCAGAUCCAAUCUCGCUGCAGCACCUGCGGCGGCAACGGCUACAGCACACCACCAGGUGACCAGUGCCCCAGCUGCAAGGGCAAGUGCCUGGUGGCUGACAAGAAGACCUUUGAGGUGCACAUCGACGCGGGCAUGAAGCACGGCUCUCGCAUUGUGCUGCGUGGCGAAGCCGGCUGCUCAGAGCCCGGCCUGGCGCCAGGCGACAUCAUCCUCGUGAUCGUGCAGAAGGAGCACGACGUCUUCCAGCGCGCGGGUGUGGAUCUGGUGAUGGAGCGGACCAUCUCCCUGUCGGAGGCGCUCACCGGCUGCUCCUUCACCUUCAAGCACCUGGACGGGCGCGUGCUGCGUGUGACCAUUCCCCAAGGCGAGGUCAUCAAGCCGGGGACGUUCAAGUGCCUGCAAGACGAGGGCAUGCCCUUCCAGGGCCGGCCGUACCAGAAGGGUAACAUGUACGUCCGCUUCAACGUCGAGUUCCCAGACACGGUAACGGAGGCGCAGGCGGCGGCCAUCCGCUCAGCACUGCCCAUCCCGGCCCCCGCCGCUAACGGAGGCGCCAUGGACACGGAUGAUGUUGAGGACGUGCACCGGAUCACGAACGUGGCCGACAUCGAGUCGGAGCUCAAAUCGCGUGUCAACAUUGCAAAGGGCGUCGGCGAGAGCUACGAUUCGGAUGACGAUGAUGACAUGCCGCGCGGGCAACGUGUGCAGUGCGCGCAGCAGUAAGCGAGGAGCAGCGGCGUAGCCCUGGGGGUUUUUGAAGCACACGGGCAGGAUGCAGCGUCAGUAGCAGUGAAUUGUGUGUCUGCCGUGGCACGGACGCUUGUUUUGGCUCUUGUUUUGCACUAUGAGCUUCAUUGUUUGCGAGGG
Astrephomene gubernaculifera is the source of this 2788-nucleotide messenger RNA. Lineage: Eukaryota; Viridiplantae; Chlorophyta; Chlorophyceae; Chlamydomonadales; Astrephomenaceae. The record is from the annotation of a GenBank genome assembly.